GAAAACGUUCAACGAGAACAAAGCAAAGCAAAGCUAAGAAAAGCUGCGAAAUUCUGUCAGGUGCCGAGUAAUGACCGCAACUUCCUUUCUUAUUUUCAAAGUAAAAGCAUCGAAUUUAUGUCACGUGCCAAGUUCUGCCCUUAACUUCCCUUUUUCAAAGUAAAACAAUCAAGCGUUUUCAAAGUAAAAUGUCCGUUUUCCACACCGCUUAUCCUGUUGACUGAAAAUGUCUUAAAUGUGAUUAGAGCUAGACUGAUUGUGAUGUCAUAUCAAAGUCAUUUGCCCUUUGAACUACUCUCAUAAAGCUUGAAACUUUGUGGCGACCGCUUUUCCUCUCUGGAAUAUUGAAGUUGUGUGGGGGGAAAAAAUGAAUUGAGUCAUUCAAAAGAAUCCAGUUUACUUUAAUAGUGGUUCUGGGAUUCCUGUGUGGCCGCCGUCAUCCGAUGGAGAAUAUCAACCUAUAUGAGGAGCUGGGAAGAGACUCCACAUCUGUUGUCUACAAAGGAAGGAGGAUGGGCAGUCUGAACUACGUGGCCCUCAAAUGCAGUGACAAAGCCAAAAGGCCUGAAAUCACCAACCAUGUGCGUCUAUGCCGAGAACUGGAUCAUCCAAACAUUGUCCGUUUUUACGAGUGGUACGAGACCAGAAAACACUUGUGGCUCGUGGUGGAGCUCUGUACAGGUGGUACCUUGGAGUCUGUGAUUAUUCGGGAUAGAUGCCUGCCAGAAGAUGUGGCCAGAAAGUUUGGAUGGGACUUGGUCCAAGGACUGGAACACAUCCACAAGUUAGGAAUCGUUUUCUCCGACUUGACACCUGCUAAGAUCCUGCUGGAUAGUAGUGGCGUGUUAAAAUUAGGUAAUUUCUGUUAUUCCAAGAUGGAGACAGACACUCUUGAAGGUUCCCUUGCAUGUGAAGAAGCAGGGAAUAGAAAACAUCAAGACAUUAUGGUGAAAAAAAGCUUUCAAGGCUCACCGAUUUAUAUGGCGCCAGAGAUUCUCCAGGGAUCCGAAACAACCAGCAUAUCGGACCUCUGGGCUCUGGGUUGCGUUCUCUACUACACGUACACUGGUAAACCGCCGUUCUACUCGGGUUGCUACAGUCAACUCAAGGAAAUGAUUUUGGGUCAGGAAGCGGCAGCUCCAACACAGAAAGUUUCUCCAACAAUUCCUCCAAGUCAGGAGUUCCAACAUCUUCUGAAGCGUUUACUCAACAAAAAUCCUGAGAAGAGAAUGAACUUGCCAGAGUUACUGAAGCACUCUUUCUGGACAGCCAAAGACAAGAACUAGAGAAAGAUGAACAAGAGGACCAUGUCACCUUAAAAGGAUGACAAUUCCUUUUUCAAACAAUGACACGUAGAGUGCAUGACUCAUGGAAAAUGUACUAUGUUAGUCGAGCGCACUGACGGCCUAAACUUUGUUUGGUUUGUAUCCAUGGCAACGCCAGAAUAAACCAUUUAUUCCUUAAUAGAAUACCAGUAUUGUCCAGCAGGUGGCAUUAUUAACACUGAAAUGCGGCAGGAUUCUCUCUCUCUCUCUAGAUCUCUCCCCCUCUCCUCUCCCUCCCUCUCUGAAUAACGGUCACUCAUUUGCCACUUAAAAGUAGAGAGAUUGGUGAGAUUCUAAUCUUUUUGGAGUCAUCAGAAAAAAAAAUCACAGCAUACUACUCAUUAAAAUGAUUCAUAUUGCUUAUUUUCUUCUAGUCAUCUAGUGAUUGAGUAUUUGAUUGUUUUGCCUGUUACUAUUCAUGGAUGGCAUACAGUAAAUUAAAAAAAAUCAAUGUUCUGAAGGAACCAAAACUCAAAAGAUGACGGCUCACCUCUUUUCACGAGAUGCAAAAUGACGGACGAGACACAUCCAAAAUGCUUCAUUCAUAUUCCAAACACAAUAUUAAUCCAAACACACUAUUAAUUCGAAUUCCAAGGAGGCGUCGACCUGCGCAGCUUCAACGUGUGAAAUGUGUUUUUUUUUAGUUAAUUCUAGACCAAUGGGGCUGCUGCAUAUUGCCCAAAACGUUUUGGACUCGACUUGCUAAGUUGAUUUCGUCAAAAUAUUGACCCGCCGCCGCCGUGUGUGUUUGUGUGUGCUGUUGCGAAUGAAAAAUGUCUGCAGACUUUUUACUCUCCCCACUUUAUCUCAGGACGACAAAUUAUGGAGAGAAGGACAAAGCGGUGAAUUUCAACCCACAGUUGUGCUUCUGUCUCUCCAUAAUUUUAGGAGUCUGUACACACUCAGCAGGGGUUCUCUGUGUGUGUGUGUGUAUUUUGCUAUCAUGAUGUAAA
Messenger RNA from Syngnathus typhle (broad-nosed pipefish), 2278 nucleotides. RefSeq names its product serine/threonine-protein kinase ULK4-like. The transcript is spliced from 8 exons. Lineage: Eukaryota; Metazoa; Chordata; Actinopteri; Syngnathiformes; Syngnathidae. Gene Ontology annotation, biological process: protein phosphorylation. The coding region runs from base 444 to 1286 and encodes 280 amino acids. Gene Ontology annotation, molecular function: ATP binding; protein kinase activity. The record is from RefSeq and is a predicted model, not a curated record.